AAGGUACCUCCGUCUUUCCCUCUUUCGACAUGCGGUCCUCGCCGUCUCUCGCAUCGUUUGCGGCGGCACUUGCUUACUCUCCUUUACUGUCUCUUGCUGCUGAUGCGCAAGCAUACUCCUGGAAGAACGUGAAGAUCGGCGGUGGCGGUGGCUUCGUGCCCGGCAUUGUGUUCAACCCGAGCGAGAAGGGUCUGGCCUACGCUCGCACCGACAUCGGAGGCGCUUACAAGCUCAACUCCGACGACACGUGGACACCCCUCCUCGACUUCGCCAACAGCGAAACCUGGAACUACUGGGGCGUCGAUGCGCUUGCGACGGACCCCGUUGAACCCAACCGCCUCUACCUCGCCACGGGCGAGUACACAAAUGACUGGGACCCCAACAACGGGCAUAUCCUGAUUUCGGAGGAUUAUGGCGAAACGUUUACCGCUGUCGAGCUGGACUUCAAGGUCGGAGGUAACAUGCCAGGGCGUGGAAUGGGCGAGCGUCUAGUUGUCGACCCUAACGACAACAGUGUACUUUACUUCGGCGCGCGAAGUGGUAAUGGGCUGCUCAAGUCGACCGACUAUGGCGCGACGUGGGAGGCAGUCUCUGGGCUUCCCAGCGCGGGAACGUACGUAGCCGACCCCAGCGAUGCCACGGGCUACAACAGCGAUAUCAUUGGCGUCUCGUGGGUCACCUUCGACUCGACCUCCGGUAGCUCUGGGAGUCCCACUCCUCGCAUCUUCGUCGGCGUUGCGAGCGCGGGCGAAGACAACAUCUUCGUGUCUGAAGAUGCUGGUGCUACGUGGGACGCGGUCGCUGGACAAAACAACACGUUCAUACCCCACAAGGGCGUUCUUUCGCCGUCUGAGGGGCUGCUCUACAUCUCAUACAGCAACGGCGCUGGACCGUAUGAUGGCACAUUGGGCUCGGUUUGGAAGUAUGAUAUCGCGAGCAGCAACUGGACGGAGAUUACCCCCGCUUCUGGCGAUGACCUCUUCUUCGGCUUCGGUGGCGUCGCCGUCGACCUCCAGAACCCCGGCACCAUCCUCGUCGCCGCCCUCAACGCGUGGUGGCCCGAUGGCCAAAUCUACCGCUCCACCGACAGCGGCGCCACCUGGUCCCCCCUCUGGGACUGGGGGGCAUACCCCGAGAUUCACAAGUACUACAGCUACCACAACGACCUCGCGCCGUGGCUCGGGCCGAACUACGUCGUGACGGAGCUCGGGACGCUGCAGAUUGGGUGGAUGAUGGAGGCGCUGGUGAUUGAUCCCUUUGACUCGGACCAUUGGUUGUAUGGGACGGGGGCGACGAUUUAUGGGGGGCAUGAUUUGACGGCGUGGGACUCGAAGCACAACGUGUCGAUUAGCUCGUUGGCAGACGGGAUCGAGGAGGAUGCGAUCUUGGGGCUCAUCUCGCCGCCUACUGGACCUUCGUUGCUUUCCGCCGUGGGUGACAACACUGGCUUCGUCCACGAAGACCUCGACACGGCACCGUCCACCCGCUUCCAGAACCCGGAGUGGAGCACGUCGGUCGACAUCGACUAUGCCGGCAACGUACCUACCACCAUCGUACGUGUUGGGAACGCGGGAGACGACCCCCAGCAGCUGAUCGCGCUCUCCACUGAUUCCGGCGCCAAUUGGAACCCCAGCUACGCAUCCAGCACGGACGUCCAGGGCGGCAAAGUCGCCAUCAGCGCUAACGCCACCAGCAUCGUCUGGAGCUCAUCUAGUAACGGGGUCCUCGUCUCGAAGAAUUCCGCCUCCUUCACCGCCGUCUCCAGCGUGCCCUCCGGCGCCGUCAUCGCUUCUGACAAAGUCAACGAUUCCGCCUUCUACGCCGCCUCCGGUUCCUCGUUCUACGCCUCCACCGACGGCGGCGCCUCCUUCAAUGAGACCGCCACGCUCGGGGACUCGACCGCGCCCUUCGACAUUGCGGUGAACUUCAACACGGUGGGCGAUGUGUGGGUGUCGACGGAUAAGGGGUUGUUCCACUCGAACGACAACGGGGCGACGUUCACCGCGAUCGAUGGAAUCUCGCAAGCGUGGGCGCUGGGGCUGGGCGCAGCGAAGGAGGAGGGCGCGUACCCGGCGGUGUUCGUCGCGGCGACGUUGGGCGGGGUGUCGGGGUACUAUCGCUCGGACGACGAAGGGGCCACUUGGGUGCAGAUAGAUGAUGCGAAGCAUGGGUUUGGGGCGCCGGGGUCGAAUGUGUUGACGGGGGAUCCGAGGAUUUAUGGGAGGGUCUACAUCGGCACGAACGGCCGCGGGAUCUUCUAUGGUGACAUCGCUUGAAGCACAAGAGAAUGAUUGUAUAGGGUAUAUUGGGCUAAAUACUGUAACAUUCGUUGGAUUGCUUUAUCUGGACUGUUUCUCUUCCUCCCGAAGCUAUGCCCUCUUGUCAGUGGGUUGGAAUGUGUUUGACGUCGAAGUACCCACCUCAAAGAUACGCUUGCGAUCCUGCAACUUGACGCCUCGACAAGACGUAAGCUUGAUAUUCUCAAGCCGGGCACAAGCGUCG
Schizophyllum commune H4-8 is the source of this 2502-nucleotide messenger RNA. Its product is annotated as glycoside hydrolase family 74 protein. Lineage: Eukaryota; Fungi; Basidiomycota; Agaricomycetes; Agaricales; Schizophyllaceae. Gene Ontology annotation, biological process: xyloglucan metabolic process. The transcript is spliced from 14 exons. The coding region runs from base 30 to 2276 and encodes 748 amino acids. Gene Ontology annotation, molecular function: protein binding. The record is from RefSeq and is a predicted model, not a curated record.